CAAACCAUCAAACUCGCAGACAGGCCGCAUGGCGGCGACAUCCCAUCCCGUCAAGGUUCUACACUUUUCUGUCUUGUUGCCUCUGUGGACAUUGUACCGCGCACAGCAUAACCUAUGAAUCCUCAGCUCGUGUCGCCGACCACCUUUGCACAGCGUCAAGUCACGCUCGCUUUACUUCUGACACCUGCAACAACGCUGUCUGUUUCUGUCUCCCAUCUCAUCUCGAUGGUCGAUAAUUACUCGCGUCGCCAAGUUUGCCCUUGCCUUGUGUUACUAUCGUUGGCCGUUCGCCCAUUCAGCCCAUGUGCACCAGCAUACCGCUACCUGCCGUUGACUUGCCUCAUCUCGAGACAUACAAUACCAUCUUGGACUACUAGACCUCGGAAAAGGUUUCAACAAAAAAAGGUACCGUACGACCAUGACCACAUCAUCUCACACAAGCAGAGGAGUCCUUGCCUGUGCCUAUCUAGUAGGCGCACAAGACCGUCCAGACGGUCUGUUCCAUGCCCGUUGGCGUGCGCGGGCCACAGGUCGCAGGGUGAAAGAGGGGACCGUGAAGCAAGUCGAUAGGAAACUUGUAAACACCGGCAUCCCAAGCCUACCUUACCGCGAACCGUUUCCUAUCAAGUCAACCAAGGAACAGCCUUGGAUCUCGCAGGAACCGGCUCGAUUUUUAG
This is a messenger RNA of Colletotrichum godetiae, 677 nucleotides long. RefSeq lists its product as uncharacterized. The record is from RefSeq and is a predicted model, not a curated record. Bases 115 to 570 code for a protein of 151 amino acids. Lineage: Eukaryota; Fungi; Ascomycota; Sordariomycetes; Glomerellales; Glomerellaceae. The transcript has a single exon.